AUGGAAAAUCAUCCUACCACUAGUACUACUUCCCAUUGUUAUCAUCAACCUUUUUCUAACAAUUUUCUUAUUGACCACGUAGAACGCCAUGAAGAAAAACCUGUUCAUCAUCCAACAGUCGAUAAUUUGCACAGUAAUCCAAAAAGGAAAAGAAGUAGAUUUCUUAAAAUUGGUGGUGAUGCUACUUCUUCUUCUUCGCCUAAAAUUACCAAAAAGCCACCAGACCCAACUGCGCCAAAAAUUACUCGGCCUUGUACGGAAUGCGGCAAAAAGUUUUGGUCAUGGAAAGCACUUUUUGGUCAUAUGCGUUGUCAUCCUGAACGUCAAUGGCGUGGUAUUAACCCUCCUCCUAACAUCAGGCCGCGCCACGAUGUUAGUAUUGUUGAAUCUCAUGAUUUUGGUGAAAUUAGCCCUAGAAAAAACCCCAAAUCGGUUUUUGAUGCGAUUAUGACCGAAGAGGAUCAGGAGAUUGCAUCAUGCUUGUUGCAAUUGGCUAGUGGAUCAUCAAAAUCUGAUGAAUUACCUGAUCAUGAAGAUCAACCUUGUUCUUCUUCAGGCGGAGGUGGAGGGAAGGAAUUUCGAUUCGAGUGUUCGGGUUGUAAGAAGGUUUUUGGAUCACACCAGGCAUUAGGUGGACACAGAGCGAGUCAUAAAAAUGUGAAGGGUUGUUUUGCAUCAGGUUCAGGUACUUCAGGAUUAACACAAGCUGUUAAUACUAAUUUGGAUCUAAAUUUUCCUCCUCCAGUUACAUUAAUCUCAGGUCAUAAUGAAGAUCAAUACGAUUCUUCGUCGUCUUAUUCGUCUGCUUAUUCGGGUUCAGCGUUGGAUUUGAGGUUGAAGCUAUAA
This is a messenger RNA of Solanum verrucosum, 846 nucleotides long. Its product is annotated as zinc finger protein ZAT3-like. The transcript has a single exon. The coding region runs from base 1 to 846 and encodes 281 amino acids. The record is from RefSeq and is a predicted model, not a curated record. Lineage: Eukaryota; Viridiplantae; Streptophyta; Magnoliopsida; Solanales; Solanaceae.